UUACGGACUCCAUGUAUUGUAACACGGGAAAAUCAAAAGACAAGCUCUCGAAACCGAAUAGAAUUCCGGCAAUUUCUGACCUAAUGACCUCUUUCACUUGCAUGAACUGGUGCUGUAUUUUGUAAUUUUUCAUUGUGGGAGUUCUUCGAAAUGUUGAAGGUGGAUAAAGUUCUUCAGUUGAAAAGCAAGCAAGGAAAACCAUUACGAGUUGUGCGUGAACAUUACUUGAGAGAUGACGUGCCAUGUAAUAGUAAACUGUGUCUCAGGGAGUGUCCAAUGUCUGAAAGAUGUCUAACCAGAGAAGUAAAUCAUUAUAUCAUACCGGAUGGAGGAACUGCAAGAGAUUACCUUGAUAUCCUGGAGCUAGAUGAGUUCAAAGGUCUCAUAGUCCCACAAACUGUCCUUCAUUUCGUGAAGCAUAAUGGUAGCAGACGUCUCCUGAACAGACUGAAAGACAAAGUCAAAGACAAGAAACAUGGCUGCGCUUUCUUUGCGGAUGAAUUCUGUCGAGAAGUCUUCUCACCCAGACAACCUGGAGAGAGUGAAGAAGAGUGGCAAACCAGAUUGGUGUAUGCAUCAGCGAUGUGGUACUACAAACAUUUACAAGAACAGAUUCCAAUUGUAGUAUUGACCGAUAAUCAAGAGGUGAUAGAAAGGUAUGGAAGUCAGACCAUGAAUGUACAUGUGAAGACUAUGGGGGACUAUCUCUCCUUGUUCUGGCCAGAUCUUACUCAAGCUCAUGAUAUUCUGGAAUCAGUGAAGGCAUCUCUAGCAGCUGCUGUAGAAGAAGAUGGGAGUAAGGAGUAUAGAGAUCACAUGUUGAGUGAUGAUUUGAGUACUGGAAUCAAAACAGGAAGAUACAUUGAAGGAAUGCUACGGGUCAACAAACAUCAUGCUCAGGACGAGGCCUAUUUACAAAGAAAAGAGUCAGCUCAGAGUUCUAAAGAUACCAAAUUAGAAUCUGAUAUCUUGAUAUCUGGGAGUAAAAAUAGAAAUCGAGCUGUUCAUGGAGACAUUGUGGUGGUUGAAUUGCUCCCAAAGGCUCAGUGGACUGGAAAGAGACUUGCUUUAAAAUCUGGAGAUGAUAAAGAAGAGGAAUCUAUGAGUGAAGUGGUCCCAUGUGGACGAGUGGUUGGCAUCUCAGAGAGGAACUGGAGGGACUAUGUUGCAACAUUCCCAGAUAGAGAUGAGAUUGCAGCUAAUCAAGGGAGUAAGAUUCUUGUGAUUCCUUGGGAUUACAGAAUUCCUAAGAUAAGGAUUAGUACAAGACAAGCAGAUGCACUCAAUGAUCAAAGGAUUGUUGUUCGACUUGACAACUGGCCAGCAGACUCCCAGUAUCCUAAUGGUCACUAUGUCCGGUCACUUGGUCCCAUCGGUGAGCUAGAGACGGAGGUAGCGGCUACUUUGAUUGAGAAUAGCUUAUCAGUGGGUCCAUUUUCUGAAGGACAGAUCAAAGAAAUGCCCGUUAACACCCCUGAAAACCCCUGGCUAAUGACCGAUGAGGAAAUGGGUAAGCGGCGAGACCUCCGCCGCUCACAUCUUAUAUUUAGUAUUGACCCCAAAGGAUGUGAAGAUGUUGAUGAUACUCUUUCUGUGAGAGAGCUUGAUAAUGGAAACAUAGAGCUUGGGGUCCACAUAGCUGAUGUAUCUUACUUUGUGAAAGAAGGAAGUCUCACUGAUCUAGAAGCAAGAUUAAGAUCAACCACAGUUUAUUUGGCCGACAGACGCUAUGACAUGCUUCCCACAAUCCUUAGUGCCGAUCUCUGCUCUCUGAUUGGUGGAGUGGAUCGCUAUGCAGUCAGUGUGCUGUGGGAAUUGAAACCUUUCACAUAUGAAGUGGAUAAGAAAAAGGUUUGGUAUGGGAGGACUAUCAUCCGCUCAGCCUACAAGAUGUUCUAUGAGGCAGCUCAAAUGUUGCAUGAUGGGAAGGAUCUAUCGGCAGAUGACAUACCCGAGCUGAGAGAUGUAGAUGAUGUAACCAGGGAACUAGAGCUUGAAAGAUUAAAGUGGGCAGUAGAUCAGCUAAUGAUGAUUGCUCGUAAGCUGAAAGCGCAGAGAGAGGUUGGGGGUGCUGUUCAGCUUGAAGGCACAGAGGUCAAAGUUGAACUCAACGAAGAACAAGAGAUUGAAAAUCUUGUUCCAAAGCAGACUCUUGAGAUCCAUGAGACCAUAGCUGAAUGUAUGAUCUAUGCCAAUCAUUGGGUGGCUAAGAAGAUAGCGCAAUCAUAUCCUCAUGCUGCUCUGUUAAGACACCAUCCACUUCCAAGGCAGGAACAGUUCCAGGAUCUAAUAACCAGUGCCAGGUCUAAGGGGUUUACUGUAGAUACCAGUUCAAACAAGCUACUUGCCGAGUCCCUUGAUAGAUGUAUAGACAGGAAAGAUCCUGUCUUCAACAAGGUUCUUCGUUCCCUAGCAACCAAGGCAAUGUCUAACGCCCUCUACUUCUCAACUGGUAGCCUGUCUGUUGAUCAGUUCUUUCACUAUGGUUUGGCAAUGGACAGGUAUACACAUUUUACAUCUCCCAUACGAAGAUACGCUGAUAUCAUUGUUCAUCGUCUGUUACUUGCUGCUAUGAGAGAGGUACCAGAAUCAGAAAUUGGGUUGCAAAGUAAUCAGAACCUGCAGGAACUCUGUCAACACCUGAACAGGAAACAUAGAGCUGCUCAGAAUGCCCAAAAGGACUCCCAAGAACUGUUUCAAGCCCUAUUCUUCAAGGAUCGAGAACCAUCAGAUGAAGCGUGUAUUGUUGAUGCUGUUAUUCAGAACCUCAGGGCAAAUGGUGUCUUGGUUUUUAUUCCAAGGUAUGGUAUUAAAGGAGCGGUCUAUCUUCGAGAUAAAGCUGGUUUAGUUUGUGAUACAUCAAUCCCUCAUCAACCUCAAUGGGUGCAAGGUUCUCUAUCAAGGUCAGAGUUUGCUAUCACAGUGCAGGCAGGGGAGCAUGUAUCCACAUACAGACUCUUUGAUCACAUCACAGUUGGUAUUAGUGUUCACAACUCUAGAGCACACCCAAACUCUCUCCGGUUGGAGCUGCUAGCUUCCAAGCCCCACAACUUUGAUCUACAAGAAGAUGGACUUGGCAGUUCACUUAGGACGAACAUUGUCCAGGAGGUCAAGUCAUUGAGUGAUGAGAGCCCGUUUUCAUCGAUAAAUCUUCAAGAUCAAAUGGUAGUGCUAGGAUCAACCCUUCCCAUGCUGCGUAAGAUGUAUGGACAGACAGAUGGAAAUGUUUACACUAUGUUUCAAGACUUUUCUAAUAUGAACUUAAAAGAGAAAGAUUCAUGACAAAUGUUGAUGAUGAUGAUGCACAGCAUUUGUAUAGCGCCAUGUAUCCGUCAAAGACAUUCAAAGGCGUUUUUUGGAGGAGCUUUUCUGGGUCGCCUAGAAGGGAGCGCACACAGAACUGUGACCCGCAGGUCUCUCCUCCCAAUAUGAUUGGGGGAAUGCUAGUGGACCACUACACCGGGGUUUCCCGCUACUCUUAUUGGCCAAAUCGUGGUUUUGGG
Messenger RNA from Lytechinus variegatus (green sea urchin), 3503 nucleotides. Its product is annotated as DIS3-like exonuclease 1. Gene Ontology annotation, molecular function: RNA binding; 3'-5'-RNA exonuclease activity. Gene Ontology annotation, biological process: rRNA catabolic process. Gene Ontology annotation, cellular component: cytoplasmic exosome (RNase complex). Lineage: Eukaryota; Metazoa; Echinodermata; Echinoidea; Temnopleuroida; Toxopneustidae. The record is from RefSeq and is a predicted model, not a curated record. The coding region runs from base 151 to 3282 and encodes 1043 amino acids. The transcript is spliced from 27 exons.